This is a messenger RNA of Coturnix japonica (Japanese quail), 1629 nucleotides long. It is a transcript of the gene CKMT1A, whose product is annotated as creatine kinase, mitochondrial 1A. Gene Ontology annotation, biological process: phosphocreatine biosynthetic process. The record is from RefSeq and is a predicted model, not a curated record. Gene Ontology annotation, cellular component: mitochondrion. Gene Ontology annotation, molecular function: creatine kinase activity. Lineage: Eukaryota; Metazoa; Chordata; Aves; Galliformes; Phasianidae.
GGCCGGCGCCAGCCAAUGGGAGCGCGGAGGCGGGACGGCCGGGAGCGGCGCGGCGGCACCUGGCGGCGGCGGGCGGCGCUGCGGGCACGUGGGGGAGAGAGCGGCGGCCUCCGCGUUACCACGGCAACCGGCACCGGGACCGGCCGAGACGGCGGGACGAGGGACCCGGCCCGGGGCAGCCGGUCCCGGCACAAAGGGAUCGCGGCGAUGGGCAGCGCGGGGCCGCAGCUCAGUUCGGGGCCGCAGUUCGGGGCCGAGCGCUCUGUGUGUGCUCGGACCCGCCGCCCCGUCCCGGCCGGUCUCGUCGUGCGGGAGCGGCAUCGCGGCUGGUCGGCGGGGAUGGCCGCCCUUCUCAGCCCGCCCGGCCCCGCGCCGCGGUGCACAGUCAGUCGUGCUGAGUACCCUGACCUGCGGAAACACAACAACUGUAUGGCCAGCAACCUGACGCCAGCCAUCUACGCGCGGCUCUGCGACAAAGCCACCCCCAAUGGCUGGACCUUGGACCAGUGCAUCCAGACCGGUGUGGACAACCCGGGCCACCCUUUCAUCAAGACAGUGGGCAUGGUGGCUGGUGAUGAGGAGACGUAUGAGGUGUUUGCUGAGCUGUUUGACCCCGUGAUCCAGGAGCGGCACAAUGGGUACAACCCCCGCACCAUGAAGCACGUCACCGACCUGGAUGCUUCCAAGAUUAAGUUUGGCCACUUCGAUGAGCGCUACGUGCUCUCGUCCCGGGUCCGGACCGGGCGCAGCAUCCGUGGCCUGAGCCUUCCUCCUGCCUGCACCAGGGCUGAGAGGCGGGAGGUGGAGAAGGUGACGGUGGAGGCUCUGAACGGCCUCACCGGGGACCUGUCGGGCCGCUACUACCGCCUCAGCGAGAUGACAGAGAAGGAGCAGCAGCAGCUCAUUGACGACCACUUCCUCUUUGACAAGCCGGUGUCCCCGCUCCUGACGGCAGCAGGAAUGGCCCGGGACUGGCCCGACGCCCGAGGCAUCUGGCACAACAACGAGAAAACCUUCCUGAUCUGGAUCAACGAGGAGGACCACACGCGUGUCAUCUCCAUGGAGAAGGGUGGUAACAUGAAGCGCGUCUUUGAGCGGUUCUGCCGGGGCCUGAAGGAGGUGGAGCGACUAAUCCAGGAGCGAGGCUGGGAGUUCAUGUGGAACGAGAGGCUGGGAUACAUCCUGACCUGCCCCUCCAACCUGGGCACCGGGCUGCGGGCAGGUGUCCACAUCAAGCUGCCGCUGCUCAGCAAGGACAGUCGCUUUCCCAAGAUCCUGGAGAACCUGCGGCUACAGAAGCGUGGGACCGGUGGCGUGGACACAGCAGCCACCGGCAACGUCUUUGACAUCUCCAACCUGGACCGGCUGGGGAAAUCAGAGGUGGAACUGGUGCAGCUGGUGAUAGACGGUGUGAACUACCUGAUCGACUGCGAGCGGCGGCUGGAGAAGGGUCAGGACAUUCGCAUCCCCUCCCCAGUGCCUCAGUUCCGGCACUGAGCAACACCAAGGCAGCGCCAGCCCUGCAGGACCCGGCUUCCCCUGUAGCUUAUGCCAUCACUACAUGCCCAGCAUGUCGCUGUGCUGUUAUGCACAGAGCCAGGCCAGACCCCAUAAACAUGUGCUGCUGUA